Messenger RNA from Exophiala oligosperma, 747 nucleotides. RefSeq lists its product as hypothetical. Gene Ontology annotation, molecular function: carbon-sulfur lyase activity. NCBI's taxonomy places the organism in Eukaryota, Fungi, Ascomycota, Eurotiomycetes, Chaetothyriales, Herpotrichiellaceae. The record is from RefSeq and is a predicted model, not a curated record. The coding region runs from base 1 to 330 and encodes 109 amino acids. The transcript is spliced from 3 exons.
AUGCCUCCACAAGGACAAUGCAAUUGUGGAGCAAUAUCAGUCUUCAUUAAGAACGACGAAGCCGUCAAGUCCACUGGCACAUACUGUCACUGUAUUCCUUGUCGGCGCCAGAGUGGUGCUUUGGGAACGUACGUCACUGUCAUUUCAGACGAGGAUGUUGAGGUCACAGGCACUCCAAAGGCAUAUCAGGACACAGCCACGGAUUCAGGAGUGACCAUGCAGCGAUGGUUCUGUCCUAAUUGUGGAAGGUGUGUUAACAUCUUUCACUCUCUUUUCGAAUGCGCUUCCGGUCCUUUCGCUUCUCAUGUCACUUCACCUGAACGGGGAUAAAUGGUGCUAAUCAACCAUAGUCCAAUCAUGUCAACCACUCCACGGGCGCCAGGAGUCAAGUUCAUAAAGAUGGGACUGUUUGAUGAAAUUCAGAGGCCCGUUGCCGAGGUAUAUUGCAAGAACAAGUCGGACUGGGAAGGUUCAGUCGAAGGAUGUGUGAGCAAGGAUCGAAGUUGAUGCACAUUAGUAUCUGAGAGAAGAGAGAGUGUGUAUGUGUGUGAUAUCAGACUGUAUGCUGUUGGACAUCGGCGAAUAGUGUUGAUUGAUGAGGACGCUGUUAAUCCCAGGAAGGUCACUUUCAACCAAGUGCACGGUCAAGUCCAGGAUUACGAUAGACGAGAGACAACUGCACCUUCUUGGCACCAGAAGAAUAGGACGUAUGUAUGUGGUGAGAUACUUGAAUUGUAUGCUAUGGUG